AGCAGUUAUCUCCUGAGUGCACUUUACUCCGUUUUUUCAGCUGAAAGCUCUAGUUGUCCAUUUACCUCGUACAAACAGGUUGACAGGCAAGCAGGGCGAAAUUCACGCCCCUGGCUACUGGCCUGCAUUCUAUCAUCUAAUAAACUUACCAACGAUUGGCGAGAAUUUCAUCGCCUUUGCUAAUUCCAGCCAAUCACAGGGGCCGAAGAGCUACUGGUGCUGUACAAUGGGGAAGACAAUCCGAUGAUAGCUGCUACAGAUGGAGAACAGACGAGAGGUUUGAGCAAGACAGGGAAAAAGGAAAAUAAAAAUUAAAAAUAAAAUCACCAUUAAACCACGAGGCGUGACAGAGAAGCCUGCCUAUUCUUCAGGGAAGUCCCUGGAGGAAUCAGCCAUGUCUCAGGAGAACACAGACCAGGUGCAGCAGGCAUGUGCUGCCUUUCUUGAGGAUUCUUCUCAGGUCUGCACCUCCAUGAUGGUGGUAGAGGAGGAAGGCAGGGCUGAGGAAGCAGGAGAACCACAAUCCAGUGCUCUCCUAGAGAUAAACCAGUUGUCCCCUGUAGAUGCAGGGUUGGGACAAGUUGGUGAACAACCAGGCUCCGACUCAAACUGUGAUGGACUUGAGGAGGAAGAUGUAGGAAAUCUGACCCAAGAGCUGGAAUCGGUCUCCUCCCAGCUGCAUACUGGGCUGGAUCCAGGUAAUUCUGCUGAAGGAGAACUAGAGUCAUCUGUGUUUUCCUGUGAGCACUGUGAGCGGCACUUCUCUACCAAACAAGGCUUGGAGCGGCACACACACAUUCAUGUCUCCGUGAACCGUCGGAUGCACACAUUUAAGUGUCGGUACUGCAGCAAGCCCUUUGGCUCACAGGUUGGCCGUCGGCGGCAUGAAAGAAGGCAUGAAAAUGGACCUAUGAAAAAAAUGGCUCUAGUCUCAGGGCUUGCAAAAUCGCUUAGUCAACUCAGUUCGCAGUCUGAUAAUUCUGGUCCAGACCCUGCGGCCACUUCUGACAGCGCAGUUGUCAAUGGGUCUCCGAGCUGUGUCAAUCCGAAAGUUAGCUCUUCAACGCAGAAGGUCGCUGUCAUGGCAGAAACACGACGGGCCUCCGCAGUGGAUGACAGUGGUGAAUCCAAGGAGCUUCACCCUUGCAAAUACUGCAAGAAAGUUUUUGGCACUCACACCAACAUGAGGCGACACCAACGGAGGAUCCAUGAGCGCCAUCUGCUGCCCAAGGGCAUCCGAAAGAAUGGCACUCUCCUGCAGGAAACACAGCGGCAGAAGCAGCCCCCUCCAGAGGGGUCCCCUGAUGCCAGUCCACCACCAGUUUAUGUGCCCAGUGGUGAUGUGGAAGAUGAGGGUGGUCAAGAGGAAUAUAUGGUUGACAUCUCCAACAACAUCUCUGAAAACCUUAGCCUGUAUAUUGAUGGAAAAAUCCUGUCAACUAGCACGGUCAGUAAUUGUGAGGUUAUUCAGGUAGACUCAAGCUCUGUUGCUUUAUUUGGUCUGGAUGCUUUCAUUAUUAGCCCAGAUCAAAUCAGCCAGGUUCUCAAAGUAGACACUGCAGUUUGUACAGUAAAAGAGAUUCCUGCCCAACCUGUCUCAAAAAGAAGAACUGCCACACCACCUCUUCCCCCUAACAUAAAAACUGAGUUGGACUCUAUACCAGUAAUAUCCUCCUUGUCUUCUCCUUCAUCGUCAUCAUCACCAUCAUCAUCUUCAUCUGUAGUUGGAACCAGCUCUUCUCAACCCACAGAGACACUAGCCUUUCAGAAAGAAAAAACACUAUAUCUCUCACCUAAGCUGAAGCAGCUCUUGCAGACACGUGAUGGAUAUAAACCUACCUCGACUCUGAUCACAGAUGGUCACAGACCAGGUCCACCCCCACCCAUGGCUGCUUUGUCUGCAGGUUCAGGGAGGUUCAAGAGAAGGACAGCUUCUCCUCCUAACUCUUCGCAGUAUAACCCUGUUGGAACCUCAAAGUCAGAGGCUGUGGUCUCUCUUGGGUCUAAGGCACCAAAGAUAGACAAUCAGGGCAGUUCCCCAACACAGAGUUCAAGCAAAGAUGAGAGAGACACUGCCAGUCCAUCUGGAACAGACCCCUUUAAAUUAACAACUGAAGACUGGCCAAACUCGAGGAGUGUGGGCAGUUCCUGCAACCAGCAACCCUUGGACCUUUCCAGUGCUGUCAGUAAAAAAGAUGAGGGUCAGAAUAAGGGUCCUGGAGAAAUUGUGUUGGAUUUGAGCAUGCAUAGGAAGACCUCCACCGAACCUGAAGUAAAGGGAAGCUUAUCCACACAGCCUCUACUCAAGAAAAGAAAACCCGACACUAGUGUUUUGGAGAAGGUGUUGUUAAAUGAGUAUGAUGGAUUGGAGGUGGCUGUAGAGGAAAAUGCAGGCAAAUUGGAGACCUCUCCAGGAGAGGUUGAACCUACAACACAAUGUUCUCCUGAUAGCCACUCCCAUAAUUCUGAAGAACUUUUAUCAGAACAGCUCAUUGUUUCUGUUACACGUCAGUCACCCCCUCCUUCUUUAACUCCUGUUACCAUGCAUUCCCCUUCCCCCUGCAGUCCAGCUGUAGGGUCUCCAACUCCUCCCCCUCCUGUUCUGCCCUCGGCUUCUUCUCCACAGCCCCUGUCUGAAUCUACAGAACUUCAGUCCGCUUCCUCCCCAACCCAGAAAUCUCUUCCAGACCUAUCACCCAACAUAUCACCUAGACCUCUUGAAAUUCAUCAGGAGAAGCUGUCACCUGUCUCAGAACAGGACACCAAUGUUAUGGUGCAAGACGUGGUAAAUUGUGCAAAUUUAUAUCAGUUAGCUGAGCCCCUGAGUUCUUCAGAACCAAAAAGCCAUACAUUUCUUACAAAUCAACCUUUUAACCAAAUGGCUAUACAUACAGCUUCAGAAUAUUCUUUAAUUGGUGGUUCUUCCUCUACGGCUAUAACUAACUGCAAUAUUAGCUCUUUUAAUGUUACUCAUAGGGCAGUUGUUAUCGAAUGUACACUUUCCAUUGAGUCGUCUCAGAAUCUCGUGUCUGCUCCAGUCACUGUUCUUGAGAAUCCUCCUACAGAUAACUUGAUAGUAAACCAGGAGGCAAAACUGGAAGAGCAGCCAAAAUCUCAUUCCCACACUCCACCACAUUCUCUUGACCCUCCUGUACAUCUGCCCCCCUCGUCAGAAUCGGCAGUCCCUUCUGUGUCCGAGGCUGUGAUACCUGAAAGUCUAGCACCUUCAAUGCCCCCGUUGUCUGGGCUAUCUGAAAUAUCUGAAGGUGAUCUGAAGCUUGAUGACCCAGUUGCAACUUCAGCUGACCCACCUGAUCUAGCACCUUUAACUCCACCUUCUGCCUCUGAAAGGACAUCUGACAAGGUGGAACCCUUACAGAAAGAAACUUUCUCGAAGAGCUUUAUGUGCAAUGUUUGUGAAAAGCCCUUCUGCUCAAUAAAAGAAUUGAGUCACCAUAUCUCUGAGCAUGCAGAAGAGUGGCCAUUCAAGUGUGAGUUCUGCGUGCUGCUCUUUGGAAAGGCUGAUGCUUUGCUAGAGCACCGUUCCUCCCUCCAUGGUGUUGGCAGAAUCUAUAUAUGUAGUGCUUGCUCAAAGGAGUUUGCCUACCUUUGCAAUCUGCAACAGCAUCAAAAGGACCUUCACCCCAGUCAAAACUGCACGUACACAGAAGUGGAAAAUGGGAAGUUAAGACCUCAGAAUCACAAUGGCCCUGUGACGGUAAAUAGGGAGAUGUCAGCUGAGGAUGGUCCCUCCAGCAAUGUAGCCAGUAACGUGAAGAAGGAGGAUGAUCUCGAUGACUCCACAGAAGAGCUGUACACUACAAUAAAAAUCAUGGCUUCCGAAGGAGGCAAGCCGAAAGCCCCGAACGUGCGGCUCGGCAUUAACCAGCACUAUCCCAGUUUCAAACCCCCACCGUUUCCAUAUCACAAUCGCACCCCUGCUGGCUCUGUUGCCUCCGCCACCAACUUCACUACCCAUAACAUCCCACAGACAUUCACCACAGCCAUCCGUUGCACUAAGUGUGGCAGGAGCUUUGAUAACAUGCCAGAGCUGCAUAAGCACAUUUUGGCCUGUGCGAACGCCAGUGAUAAGAAGAGGUAUACCCCUAAGAAGAACCCCAUCCCCUUGAAGGAGUUUGCGAAGGCACAGAAUGGAGUGCUUUCCCCAACCACAGCGGCAGCUGCCAAUGCCGGACAGAACACCUUCCGGCGGAUGGGCCUCUCCAAAAGGCUCAAUCUCAACCAAGAUCCGUCUUCUAAGGUGAAGCUGAAUGCCUUUAUCCCCAGGAAAAACCAGCUGGCUCAGAAGGCCAUUUUGCAGAGGAACAAGCAGUCUCUAAUAGCCAAGAGGAGCUCUGUGAAAGUGGAGGAGCAGCUCUAUGUUUGCCCACACUGCAACAGGGAGUUCACUUACCGGGGCAGCCUCAACAAGCAUGUGGCUCUCAGCUGCUCAAUGAAACCUGUUUCCAAAAAGUCCAAGAAGGUAAAAGCUGCCAGCAUAUCUGUCAGCCUGGAUCGCAAUGGUAACCUCCGUAGGCGAACAGCAGAUUCCGAAAUUAAGCAACAAGGGCCAGCCCUUGUGCCGAAAACCUUGGGAAAGACCAGAGCUCGAAGUUCUGGGCCUGGAACCGCUGUUCCCCUCAAGCCUCAACCCAGCAAAGGAAAAAUGGCAGUCCAGGCUGUUCAGCUAAAGAGGCCUGCUUCCUUGCCAGCAGCUCUUGUUCCUUUCAGCAAGAAAAGUAAAGCCGCCGUCAACAGCAGUGCUUUGAUGCUGCAGCCGUCUCCUGCGCUACCCCCCGUGCUUCCCCUGGUGCCCAUGAGAUCCCAACGUGGCGAGCCGGACCCACCUAAGAGACUGGCCGAAGGGAACCUGCCAUCACAACCCAAGAAAGAGGAGCGCUUGGCCGUGAUGGCACGUGUGAGGGCAGGUGGGCCAGUCACCCGCAGUCUACAACUGGCCAAUAGCAAGGCGCCUGCUAUGGCAGAGGGAGAGAUGUCCAACUGAGAACGCAGAGAACCUCAGGUGGAUCAGAACUGCAUUUUCUUGGUGCUCUUCUGCAAAUAGGACCCUUCAACAAAAUUUCCUGAGUUGGGCAAGAGGGGCAAUGAAGCCGGACGACCAUCCAAGAACGUGGGAGGAGGCAGUGGAAGGGGGGAUGUGGCAGGACGUCCACAGGCCCAGGUCCCGCCGAGAAGCAGUGGACUCCAGUAUGCUGGUUGACAAAGGGGACACGUUGUCCGUGCAGCGGCCAGACCCAGUGGGUUUAAAACUUGCACGCUUGUGAGCAUGUGGUGGAUUCUAAAGAUGGCUUCGGCUCUUUGCCGCUGUCGUGUAAGUUUCCCUGUGCACUUUUGUAAAAAUAAACCUUUCACCUGCUAGAUUUGUACAUUGAGAUUAUACUGAUGAUGCUUUAAAAAAAUACUUUCCCCCCCCCAUUACUUGACCUGUAUAGAACACGAUUAGUCUCAUCAAGAAUAAUUGCUGAUUUUACUGCAAAUGGCAAUCAUUAUGUGUUGUACACAAUGCCUACAUUGUUUGCUUGUUUUGUCACCAGUUUUGUGUUCCGUUUCUCAUUCAGUCCAUUUUUAUAGUGUCUAGUAAUGCAUGCCAUGAAUAUGAGGUAUGACUUAAAACAACACCGUUAUUUGUGAAAGCCACCUCCAUUUCUGCAAUAUGUUUAUUGGUAUGAACAUCUGUAAUACAUAAGAAAUAUGGUGUACAUUUCUUAAAUAUUACUGAUAUCUGGUUUAAAAUGGUAUUUAUGCUACAGAAUCCUAUGUCUAAUGCUAAGAAAGCUGCCUCUUUCCCUCAGGCAGGAUAUUGGAGUAGGCAGAGAGAGUCCCCUGCUGUUGUCCGUGAGGGGAGUCACAGUUCUGGGUAGCCAGUGUUUCAUGGUGGCUGAGACGGCUCACUCUGAAGGCAGCGAUCAGGCCCCAUCUCGUGUAAUGAUUACCUUCUCCGAAACGCUUAUUUCUCAAGCUGAAUGAAUACUAAGUCUACCAAUUUAUGACACUACUCCUUAACUAUCAGCUUACUGCUGAAAUCACUGAAUUUUUUCCAUUAAUAUUUUUGUUUUUAAACUUGUACGUUGCAUUAAGUGUAUUACAGUAUUUUUUAUUGUAAUGACAGUGCUUUGGUCUAAAUACUCUGACAUCAGUCAUGGCUUCAGAGGUGAGUAAAAGUCAUUGACUUUAAUGAAGAAUCCCGACACUGUGGUUGUGGUGGUAUUUGUUCACUGUUCACCUUUUGAUUUUCAAAUAAUUUUAGUGCUUUUUUAAAACAGCAUUUAUUGUAGGUAGAACUGCUCUCACUGCCCUCGGAAGACAGAUAUUAUGUUGAUGUUGGAAGACACUUGAAAUUACCUUUCUAAACACACUCUAGAAUAAGGCCCCAAUUCAUUAUAACCCCCCUCCCAAAAAACCCAGAGCUUUGACCUGAUGCCACAUACAGUAGAUUGCUGAAAAUAUAAUUGGUCUUUUGUUUUCCUUCUUAUAUUGUCCUGGUGCUGUGACGCACGGAACGGUUUCCUUCUCCAUGUUUUUUGCAAGUUGCUUUUUACAGUACAAGAAAUGAUCGUACCUUUUUAAAAUUCAUUUUCACAGCCUAACCAUAUGUUGACUUCAAUAGCUGAACUUUCUGAAAAUUAAGAUGGAGAAAAGAUGAGACCAUGGAGGAAGGAUUUGGCAUCUGUACGAAACAGUGAUGUGAAGGGUUAGCAGUACACUUUGACCAGGUGUGUUGAGUCACAUCAGGCAGCUGGGACUCUCUUCUGAUGUCAUCAGUAGGGAAUCGUCUAGGGGCUAUCAAGUUUGGACAUACUCUGCUGUAUAAAGGUUUGUUUUCUAUAAAGAAAAAUAAUCAUCGUGAUUAAUUUUGAAGGCCUGGUCCGUAAACACAAGAACUAUUCAAUUGCUCAUGCAUUGAAUAGUGCAUUCCCUAAUCAGAAGGUUGCUGGUUCAAGCCCAGCCUCAGCAUGUCUGCAAGUCCUUGAGCAAGACCCUUGACCCCCAGCUCCCUGGGUGCUGCUAUGGGUGGCUGCCCUUCACUGCCAGCUUGCUCUCACCUACAGGGAGCAAGUUGGGGGAGGCAUAGAGAAUUUCCCUCCAGGGGGCAAUAAAAUAUCUAUUUAAAAAAUAAAUAAAUAAAUAAAAUAAAUAUAUUGCCAUUGAAGCUGAUUUUCCAUCUUAGCUGCACAGAUGAUGAGGCUGACAGGGUCACUUCCCCAGGAAAAGGUGAAAACAUCUGACAUUAUGACUGAAAGGGUCGAGAGGAUUUUGUUUUUAUGGAGGUGUGUAUUUAUUAAGCCAGAUGAAUCUACCUCUGAAGCACUUCGAACUGAUGCAUUUUGAAAAGUUCCUCUUUUGCCGUUUUGAGAGAAUCUCUGCACUUUCAAAACUGUCAUUCCCGUUAACCGCUGGACCGCCUGGGUGUGGCCACAGAAAGGGGGCUCACAGCCCACCUGUAACAUAAGUGACAAAUAUGUUAAAGCCUUUAAUUUUUAUUCAGUUUGUUUGUCUUUGGACAUGAUUGUUGUCUGUUGUCUGAUCAACACAUGGUUUUAUGUAGAGUUUGUAGAGUAAAUGGGGAAAUUUUAAAGGUUUGAACAGGUACACUGGGUAGGGAGCUGCCCGAAUCUCUCCACAUGUGUUAUACAGACUGUUGGAAUUGAAAUUAUUAAAAUGUUUUCCCUUUUA
Paramormyrops kingsleyae is the source of this 7695-nucleotide messenger RNA. It is a transcript of the gene prdm2a, whose product is annotated as PR domain containing 2, with ZNF domain a. The record is from RefSeq and is a predicted model, not a curated record. Lineage: Eukaryota; Metazoa; Chordata; Actinopteri; Osteoglossiformes; Mormyridae.